Messenger RNA from Fimicolochytrium jonesii, 1987 nucleotides. RefSeq lists its product as uncharacterized. NCBI's taxonomy places the organism in Eukaryota, Fungi, Chytridiomycota, Chytridiomycetes, Spizellomycetales, Powellomycetaceae. The transcript has 8 exons. Bases 122 to 1780 code for a protein of 552 amino acids. Gene Ontology annotation, molecular function: protein binding. The record is from RefSeq and is a predicted model, not a curated record.
UCUCGCUCGUCCACCGCUUGCAGACCGACAGAGAGCAUCGUCAUCCAACUACUGUUCCCACUUUCUCACGAGCCUCACUACCUUCAUCAGAGUCUCCCCACUUCCUCCUCUUACUCUCGUAAUGUUCCCACGCGCCUCGCGUUUCAACGACCCCGGGGCGAGCCCCAUUAGCCCCGUAUCGAAGAGGGCCGGGGCUCCAAGGUUCCGCACUCCUCAGAAAGCCCGUACCAUCGACUUGCGCCCAACCACCCCCGAUCUCGAGGAUAAGGAGAACAUUGCCCCGCCUUCUCCCGCCCCGCAGACCGUUCAGCCGGAUCGGGACUCGGUGGAUAAGAAGCUGCGUGACGUGCAAAGGCAGAAGCUGGAACUCGAGCAUCAAGUCCAUGCGCAGACAAAGCAAGUGGACCUUCUCCAGCUGCAUUUGAAGCACCGUGAGGAGCGCAUCAGGAUCUUGAGCAUCGAUAAUGCCGCCCUCCUCUCGAAGGUGGCGUCGCUUGAAGAUCGUCUCAAGGCGGAGAAGCAAAAGGAGACCGGCAUGCUGGCUCAUGCGGCGCAGCUCUUGCAACAAGUGAAGGAAUUGGAAAAAGCGAAGGAUCGUAUGCAUUCAGAGAUUGAGCGCAAAGAAGAGAUUAGCAAAAAGGACAUGGAGAUUCACAAACGCGCCCCAUCAGCCCUAAACGCCAAAAGCCCCGCCACCCCGCGGAAGGUGAGCGAGAACAUCGCAGCAACGGCCAAAGGACCAGAUGUCUCCGCUCUCCGGGACGAAGUCGCCAAACUCGAAAAAGAAAAGCGCCACUUCAACGCCAAACUCCGUGACGUUCAACACAAAGCCUUCAUCGAGAAAAAGCAGCUCCAAGCCCAGAUCUCUUCCCUGCGGAACGGCGCCCCUGCUGGUAACACCGCCGACCGGCAACAGACCGCCGCUUUGCAGGCCGAGCGCGCCAAGUGGCAGGCAAAGACCCGCGCGCUUCAGAAUGAGAUUGAGCGGUUUAGGAAAGGUGACAAGGGUAACACCGACAACGGUGGCGAGAAUCGGAAGGUUGGCAACUGGCUCGACGAGGACUUUGCGGAAGAAUGUACGGGCCAGAACCCUUUUGAGGGCUUUUGUAUUGAUUCCGACCGCAGGCUGUCGGGCUUGUCUGAUAUGUCUGAGUUCCGACGUCAUCAGAAGGAUGACGACAAUCAGAGUAACUGCACCCUCGAAAACGAGCGCUUAGAUAUCCCCAGCUUCUACCGCGCCAAACACGACAGCGACACUCGACCCAACACCAACGCGGGCCAGCUGGUCUUCAAGCAAAACGACCUGAUUUUGAUCCGCAAAAAGACGUCAGACGACACGUGGGUCGGCGAGCUUAACGGACAGAUUGGUCUUGUCCCUACGGAUGCUGUGGAGGAUUGUUCGGGUGAUAGUCGCGAGUUUGAGGAUGCUGGGAUGGAUGCGCUCCCUGCGAACACCGAAACUGCCUUGGUCAGCCCCAUCGCCGCAGAACCGACUGAUAAGGCAGACUCCGCAACGUCUGCCAAAGUCGAUGCUCAUAAAGAAACCGCUGCGGUCGCGAAAGACGGUGCUCCUGUGACAGACGAAACGAUAAAGGAUGAGGACGAGACUACCGUGGUUUCUGGCGGUGAUGACGCGGAUGUGGUUGCAUCACCGAAAUUGGAUGCAUCUGCGGUUGCCGAGGUUGAGGUCAAGGAUGGGGCGGGAUCGGCACUAGCGGCGGCGAAUGUGGAGAAGGUGGACACGGAUGAGGGUAAUGACGCUAAGCCCGUUCGAUGCUGAGAUUGGACGUUGAUUACCCGGACUGAGAUUUGGUUGGAAAAGACGGUGUAGCGUUUCGGAGAGGAUAUGAGAUGGAGACGGCGUGGACUUUUUUUCUUUUGAAUUAUGUAAAUGUUGAUAAUGUUGUACGUGGCUGUUACUCUAUGUACAGUACCAUUGAUAUACCACCUCGCAGACGCAGAGGAAUCAUCUUUACGGACGCCCUAU